Plasmodium relictum is the source of this 2367-nucleotide messenger RNA. RefSeq names its product conserved Plasmodium protein, unknown function. The record is from RefSeq and is a predicted model, not a curated record. NCBI's taxonomy places the organism in Eukaryota, Apicomplexa, Aconoidasida, Haemosporida, Plasmodiidae. Bases 1 to 2367 code for a protein of 788 amino acids. The transcript has 3 exons.
AUGAGUGAGGAAACAUUGUGCAAACAAGAUUCACUAAAUUUUUUACUUAAUGAAGAAGAUGAGUUUAUAAACAUAUUUAAUUAUAAGAAUAUAAAAUGUUUUAAGUCACCUCAUUAUAUUUAUAUAGGACAAAUUAGAAAUAAUGAAAGUUUUUUAGGAAAAGAAAAUAUAUGCGAGGAUAUAUAUAAAAAAAAUGAUGAUAUAAAAAAAGAUACUACUAAAGAAUAUGCAUAUCAUAAAGAAAAGUUAGAAAAAAAAAAAAAAAAAAUUAUUAAAUAUAUAAAAGAGGGAUAUGGCAUUUUGUUAAGCUUAAGAAAAAAUAUAUAUGAUGAAGAAAUAAUAGUAAAUAAAUUUAUUGGAAAUUGGAAGAAUGAUAAAAAAAAUGGUUUGGGUCUUAACAUUUUUCUAAAUAAAAAUAUUUUCUUUGGUUAUUAUGAAAAUGAUUUAAGGAAUGGAUGGGGUUAUUUAGAAUGGAAGAAUAGUUCAUCAAAAUUUCAAGGAUAUUGGUUAAAUAAUUCUAUAAAUGGUAAAGGAAUGUAUAGUAAUAAAUAUUUUAGUUAUGAUGGAAAUUUCUACAAUAAUAAGUUUUUAAAUUCAUGUGGGGAAUGGAUGAAUAUUUUUGAGCUGGAGAAAAAUAAUAAAACUCACGCAAAUAACAAUAUAAUCUCAAAUAAUAUACAUUUAAUUUUAUUACCCUUUGAUUUCAUAAAAGCCCAUUUAAAAAAAAUUGUUGAAAUUAUUAAGCAUAAUUUCAAUAAAGUUCCAUUUAUUAUGUGCACUAAAAAAUUCAUAGAAAAAAAUAAAAAUUUCAAUUUAUCUAAAUUUGUAUUUUUAAGCUAUUAUUUUGAUUCAUCUGAACUAUUACACGAUUUUAAUGAGAAGCUAUUUUUUGAUAAUUUUAAAAAUAAUAAUAGUGAAAACAAGAAAAUAGAAAAAGUAGGAUUUAAGAAAUCAAAUUACAAUCAUGAUAAUUUAUCCUCUUUCGAAAAUUCUACUACCUCAGAAAUUAAUAAUGAAUUAAAUAGUUCACAUUAUUUUAAUAAUUCUAUUGAAUCAUAUGAUUCCGAUAACUCAAAGGGUUCUUAUGAAUUUAAUAAUUCUAAUAAUCAUAAAAAUUCCAAUGAAUCUGAUUAUUUUAACGAAUUUAAUGAUUCCAAUGAAUAUAAUAAUUUUAGUGAGCCUAAUAACUCCAAUGAUUCUUGUCCAAAUGUUAAUUAUUCUACUGUUUCUAAUUAUUCUAAUGAUUCCAAUGAUUCAUUCAAUUUUCAAUUAAAAAAAAAUAACUCUUCAAAUGGUUCAAAUUCAAUCAGUUUGAAAACUGUUUGCAUAUAUGGAAAUGAAAGCGACAAAAGUGAACUGAAGGAAUAUCUAAAAAAUGAGCGUAAAUCAAGUGAUUUAAAAAAUAAAAGUUUCCUUGGUUCAUUUUCAAAAAAUAAUGAUAAUUUAAAAAUAGAUAAAACUGAUUUUAAGAAAAGUUGCAAUUUUAAUUCUGGAAAGAUUUAUAACACUUCUAUCAAUUUAGAAGAAAAGAGAAAAAAUAAAAUACACAAUUUAAUUAACAGUUAUUUAAAUAUGUAUAUAGACACUGAUGACAGUUUAAGUAAUUAUUCUAUAAUGUCUAGUGAAACAGAAGUCUCUGAUGAUAGUGUGAAUUCCAAGAAAAUAGAAAAAAAGGAAAAUGAUAUUCAGGAAGAAAAUGAUACAGAUAAGAGGCAAGAAAAACAUAAAGAGGAAGAAGAAAAAGAACGAAAAAGCGAAAAGAAAAAAAAGAAAAUGAAUAAUAAAUUUGUAGAAAUGGUUAAAAAUGAUGAAGAAUGUAAUUCUUUUGAUGUUAAUAGAAAAAUUGAGGAAGAAUUACCAAAAAUAAAAGUAGACAUCAGUUUUUUAAUAAAAAUUAUAAAUAUGAAUCUAUCAUGUAAACAUAUAAUUAAAAAAAAAAUAAAGAAUUCUUUGUUAUUAAAGUACCCGUUCAUUUUUAAUUUAAAUAUUAGUGAGAAUAAAAAUAAAUAUGAAAAUAUAGAUAACGAAUUGCUACUAGAGAAUUGUAAAAUACCUGAAUUUUGGGAUUUAAAGAGUUAUUUUUGUAAUAUUGCAACAAAACUACCUGAAGAAAUAUUCAGUCCUUUAUAUUUUGAUUUAAAUAAUUCAUAUAAAAGUAUUAUAAGAUUUUCAAAAUUAGAAGAAAAAAAUAUGAAUGAUAACUUAAGUGAAAAAAAAUUUUGUAAUAAUUUUAAUCUAAAUUUUUUUGUCAUUACAGAUUUAUUAGUUGAUGAAACAAAAGAUGUAUAUUUUUUAAAAGAAUUAAUAAAAAAUAAAUUUAAUAAUUAUUCAUACUUAAAUAGUUUAUUUUUUCUUAUAAUUGAAUAA